Prunus dulcis (almond) is the source of this 417-nucleotide messenger RNA. Its product is annotated as protein MAINTENANCE OF MERISTEMS-like. NCBI's taxonomy places the organism in Eukaryota, Viridiplantae, Streptophyta, Magnoliopsida, Rosales, Rosaceae. The record is from RefSeq and is a predicted model, not a curated record. Gene Ontology annotation, biological process: meristem maintenance; meristem development. Bases 1 to 417 code for a protein of 138 amino acids. The transcript has 3 exons.
AUGGUAUCUACCUUCUUUGAGAGGUGGCAUCCCAAAACGAACACCUUUCACAUAUCUUUUGGUGAGAUGACCAUCACAUUGGAUGAUGUGUCAUCUAGUUUAGGCAUUCCUGUGUCUGGUGCAGCUGUUGCUCUGCUUGAAGAUGAUAACAACACAAAUUUUGAGUUGUUAGUUAAUUACUUAGGAGUGACUGAUGAAGAGGCUACUCAACAAUUGCACCAAUACAAUGAUGAGUAUACUGGCACGAGAGUCCAAAUUGUGUACCUUAGACUACUGAGAGACCUUGAUAAUGUUGCUGGUUAUUCAUGGGGGUCUAGGUGCUUAGCAUGGUUGUAUAGACAAUUAGGCCAAGCUUCGAGGUUUAAGGUGAAGCAGAUUGCUGGGUGGAACACUUUUCUGUUCUUCCUGAAUUUGUGA